AUGGAUCAAAAUCAAGAGAAAUGGACAUUUAAAGAUGUCCAACGUUUAAUAAAUACUGUUAAAGUUCUAAAUCUGACAUUACCACCGGAAGAACAUGAAGAAUGGAAAAACAUUGACAAAUUUUUAGAAAAACCUGUUGGAUCGUCAAUGAAAAAAUGUCAAAAACUUAUGCAAAAGUAUUUGAAGGAAUCACUUAAUCCUUUUACGACUUGGUUAUUAUUAGAACCAAUGAAACAAUUGUUAAAAGCAGAAAAACCUUUUGAUUUCUGGUUCGGCGAACGUUUUGAUGUUAGUUCAGAACAAGACGAAGAAGAUUUAACAAGCUUUUUCUCGUCAGUAUCAAAACAACAUUCCUUAAAUUCAAUGAGCAAUGCCGAUGCUAUGUUUUUGACGCAACUUCUUCCAGACCUCCAAAAACUUGACGAAAAAUCAAAAUCAUUUUUUAAACUUAAAACUCAAGAACUUGCAUAUCAAUUAAGAUUUCCGAAUUAA
Clunio marinus is the source of this 492-nucleotide messenger RNA. The record is from the annotation of a GenBank genome assembly. NCBI's taxonomy places the organism in Eukaryota, Metazoa, Arthropoda, Insecta, Diptera, Chironomidae.